UGAUAAUGGGCAAUUCUGCAGCCCGUUCACAGAAGCGACUAAUAAUGACAUCAGUGAGUCCUGUCGUUAUAGCAGCUACGGCCAGGCACACAGCAACACUUAUAUUUUUCCAUGGAUUGGGAGAUACUGGCCAUGGUUGGGCUAGUUCAAUGGGAGCAGUAAGAUCUCCUCACAUUAAAGUAAUUUGUCCCACUGCGCCUAUUAUGCCAGUGACAUUAAAUGCAGGAUUUAGAAUGCCUUCUUGGUUUGAUUUACGAUCUUUGGAACCAAGUGGACCUGAAGAUGAAGAAGGUGGUUUUAGUCAGGGUGGUGCACUUGCUAUAUAUAGUGCUCUUACAUUUCCAGAACCUUUAGCUGGUGUUAUAGCUUUAUCAGCUUGGCUUCCUUUGCAUCAAAAAUUUCCUGCUGAGGCAAUAGGAAAUAAAAAUACUCCCCUGUUACAAGGUCAUGGUGAUUGUGAUCCAAUUGUGCCAUACAGAUGGGGUCAAUUGACUGCAUCUGUUCUCAAACAAUUUAUGACACAAACAGAAUUCAAAACGUAUGAAGGGAUGAUGCAUACAUCUUGUGCUGAGGAAAUGAGUGACAUGAAGAAGUUCAUCGACAAAGUUUUGAAGCCGUAAUAGUUUUACUAAAUAUAAUAAUGUUCUAAACAUUAACCUUAUUACUUUAUUGUUCUUCAUUAAAAAUUAAUUACUUCCAACUUCACUGCUACUUAAUUCUAGUGCUUGGUGAAGAAGUAAAGACAGCAGUAGCUGGAAAUGUUUAAACUCUUGAAAGAAAAGCAGAAUAAUAGUAAAAAUUAUUAUUUGCGAUAAAUAUGUAUCUAUUUCCGCUAUUAUUUGCGUAAAUUAUAUUUAAAUGUAUUAUUUCCAUUUUAGAAUACCAAAGUUACUAUUAUAAUAU
Messenger RNA from Habropoda laboriosa, 903 nucleotides. RefSeq names its product acyl-protein thioesterase 1 (gene Apt1). Gene Ontology annotation, biological process: protein depalmitoylation. Gene Ontology annotation, molecular function: carboxylic ester hydrolase activity; palmitoyl-(protein) hydrolase activity. Lineage: Eukaryota; Metazoa; Arthropoda; Insecta; Hymenoptera; Apidae. The record is from RefSeq and is a predicted model, not a curated record. Gene Ontology annotation, cellular component: cytoplasm.